Molecule: messenger RNA, 1518 nt
Organism: Daphnia magna
Lineage: Eukaryota; Metazoa; Arthropoda; Branchiopoda; Diplostraca; Daphniidae
Product: methyltransferase-like protein 24
Exons: 1
Coding region: 146-1084 (312 amino acids)
Source: RefSeq, a predicted model, not a curated record
UGGCACCAUUUUUUCCACGAAGGGGGAAAAGACAUGUCAAGUCUGUAUUUUAUUUCUUUAAAGGUAGCUUGUACGCAACCUCUCUCAAACAGACGGCGGAGAACUGUAGCGAGUGCUUUUUUUGGUUGCUCAUUUCAAGAAAGAAAUGGUUGGCAUGUUCAACUUGAUCAUUGCAAACCGAAAAGCCACUCAAAUUUUUUUGGCAGUUAAUUUUGCAAUCAUCGUGACGUGGUUGGUUGUUUUCAAUCGCCAUCCAACUGAUCAAGAGGUGCGAAAGGAUCAUGUGUCAUCAUCAACCACCGUCGGCAUUGAUGGUCACGACGCUUAUUGGACCAACAACAUGAAAGCGAUCGAAUCGAUGUCAGUCGAAGAGAUGUAUCGAUAUUUGCGUUGGACCAACAGCACUUCCUGCCACAAUGCUGUCGAUUUCGGAUUCAACGUUGGGAAUUUUAACGGCGUGACCGCUAUUGAUGGCCACAGAGCCGUUUGCCUUGAUAAGCACAUCUCGCCCGCUGUAGACGAUUGUUUGGUCUAUUCUUUCGGCAUCAACAACGAGUGGGCGUUCGACGAAGCCAUGGCCAAGUUCGGCUGUCAAGUUUACUCUUUCGAUCCAUCGAUGAACGUCAGGGAACACAAUCGAAGUAAGUUCAUCCAUUUCUUCGAUCUCGGUCUGGAUGGCGAAAAUAGGCUGCAUCCUACGAAAGGAUGGCAAAUGAAAACGGUUUCGUCCGUCUUUGAAAUGCUGGCAAGUCGACACGGAGCCUGGGCACUCAUCGACGUCUUGAAAAUCGACAUUGAAAAUUCCGAAUGGGAUGCCAUCCCGCAAAUGUUGCAUUCCGGUUUUCUUGUCGACAAAGUCAAACAGCUGGCCGCCGAGAUCCAUUUUGAAGCCGACGAUGCCUUGGAAGUUUUACGCCACCGGGUUCAAAUUCUCAGGAAUCUAGAAGGAGAAGGAUUUGUUCGAUUCAGUUCACGGCCUAAUCCGUUUUUUGACGUCCCUUUGCAGGUAUCACGGUACAAGCAUGGUCCUAUCGCACUGGAUUUGGCUUGGUACAACUCCAGGUAUUAUCCAUCGGUCGUUUAACGACAGGCCAUCAUUCUCCUCUGCAUGUAUACAAAUACUGUACUUCUUCUGGCUGUUUUUCCCAGUUUUUCGUUCGUGACACACAGAAUGUUUUUACAAAAAUAUACUUCAAGUAUAAGUACAAGUUUGCUUUCUUUAAAAAAAAUUCUAUUCAAUUAUUUAUCUCUAUUUGUCUACAUUUGUCUACAUUUUUCGGUAUUGCACUAGACGUUUACAGUUAAGAUUUCGUCGCAAAACCAAACACAGGUGAGUCAAGUAGCCAAUGGCAUGAUGGCCUGUGGAUACGACGAUAAAGGACUAAUGAAAGGACGGACAAGGAUUUUAUGACUUGGUAUUCGUCAAACGAAGCUGAUAGAUUCAAAUCUUGAAUCAUUGUAGCCUAGUUAGGUUAAAGUUUUCUUGUGUUGGGAAAAUAUUGAAGUUGAAAUACACAG